AUGUUUAAAUAAAAAGUUGAAAGAAAUAGAAGUACUUCUUAUGAUAUUUAAUAUUAUGAAGAUUAUUAUUAAAAUUAUUUAGGAUAAGAAAAGUAACAUUAAGGAUUUUGGGAAGUAUUUUAGGGUUUUGCGACAUUCUUUUAUUAUUAUUUAGUUAUUUCUAAGUCCUUCUUUUUAAAAUAUAGGGAAUUUAAAAAAAUCGAAAAGGUUUGUGUAUUGAAGAUUAUUCUUUUUUUAGUCUUUAUUGUUAAAUUGUUUUCUAUUUAUGUUAUAUUAAUAUUUCCUUAUAAUGAUUUGCAAGAUAAAAAUAAUUUCUAUUUUAGUAUUGCAAUAAUUUAAAUGUGUAUUUAUCCAUUUGCAUGUAUUUUGUCACCUUUUUAUUUGAUUUUUUGGAUUGUUUAAGAAGAUGAAUUUUAAUAUGGAAAAUAUUUCGCUUUACUUAAUUUUAUGGAAAUUAUAAAUUCGUUUAUUGUUUUCGUAUUAAGUAUUAUUGAAUAUUUGAUUUAUUUAGAGUUUAAUAUUUUAAAAGGAAGUUAGACUUUUUAUUUUGUUUUUAACGUCUUUUCAGGAUAUUUAGCUAGUUUAUUUAUUUUAAGAAUUUAAAAAGAAACUUCUUUAUUUAAUUGA
This is a messenger RNA of Ichthyophthirius multifiliis, 627 nucleotides long. RefSeq names its product protein kinase domain protein. Lineage: Eukaryota; Ciliophora; Oligohymenophorea; Hymenostomatida. The transcript is spliced from 2 exons. The record is from RefSeq and is a predicted model, not a curated record.